ACAUUUACACAUGAAAAAUUCCAGAUGAUCUUUUUCUGAAGCAGCCAUCCGAUGGCGAUGGUUGGUGUUGACCUCAGCUAACCCCGGAGUCGAGGUGCAGAAGAAGAAAGCAGCAGCGUGUAAAAUGGCGACCAAGAAUACAAACUAAGCAGCCGGAGCUCGUUCCUCCUGGCCACUCGUGGAAAUGGGGAGCAUGAACUGCAUCUAGCCCGGCGAAACCAGGCUAAGCACGAGUUGGGUGCGGACUGGAAAUUGAGCAAAAAAUUGCUCAUUUCAACUACCGGCUGCCUGCCAUUGCGUUACUGUGUCGGACAGGGCAAAUAGUGUACAUCUGCGCGGCAGUAGCGGAGCCUACUCCCAGCAAGUAGACCUCGGAGAUGGCUGAUACCACCGCUGACUACCAGCUGGUCAAGAUCCUGGGACGCGGUGCAUUCGGUGAAGCUGUUUUAUACCGACGUCUGGAGGACAACUCGCUUGUAGUGUGGAAGGAGAUCCUGUUGAUGAAUGCUAGCGAGAAGCAGAGGUUCCAUGCAAUGCAAGAGGCCUCAUUGCUGUCUCUCCUCUCGCAUCCCAAUAUCAUCGCGUACUACAACGACUUUAUGGACGGGUCUACGCUGCUGAUUGAAAUGGAGUACGCCAACGGUGGUACGUUGAAUAGAAAGAUUUACACGGGUUUGACCAACGACGAGCUGUUCGCCGAGCGCUGGAUUCUGUGGAUGUUUUACCAGAUUGUCUCGGCUGUCAACUAUGUACAUGACCGCAGCAUAAUUCAUAGAGACAUCAAGAGCUUGAACAUCUUCUUGAACAAGCUUGGCCUGUGCAAGCUGGGCGACUUCGGAUUGGCUCGGAGCCUAUCGGCUUCUGAAAGACAAGCGGUCACUUCAAAUGUCGGAACAGUGGCUUACAUGUCCCCGGAAAUUUACAAAGGAGAAAUAUACAAUGAAGGCAGCGAUGUCUGGGCUGUAGGCUGCGUACUGUAUGAAAUGGCUGCACGGCGACUUCCCUUCGCAGCAAAUGAAAUAGGCCGUCUUGCUGUGGAAAUAGUUGAAACGUCCCCAAAGGAGCUUGACAACAAGUACAGUCCAGAAAUGAAGGCACUGUGCAUGCAGAUGCUGGAAAAGGACCCAACUAAGCGGCCAAGCAUCGGCUCUGUUUUGACUUCGGCACCGCUAGCACAACUAAAAGAUGAAUUUGGUCCGGAGGUUAUAAGACUAGACCGAGGCAAUGGUAAAAGCUCCAGGAAAGCAUCCGGUAUGCUCUGCAGGGAAUCCUAUCCGGUCGUUACCUCCAGGAGUAGUGAGGUGUUUGUGUGGGGUGGUGGACGGCAUGUACCACAGCAGGUUGAAGUCUUGACUAAAGCCACAGCGGCUGUGCAGGUGGCAGCCGGUAUUCGGCACUUUGCGGCACUAACUGUGGAGAAGGAAGUGUUUACGUGGGCAGUUUCUUCUGGUGGAGGUAAAAUGCUGGGUCAACUUGGCCAUGGUGAUUUGGCAUUGUAUCGCAAGCCAAGACGCAUCGACUCGCUCUGCGGCCAGGCCAUUGUUCAGGUUGCCUGUGGAGAUGAGUUUACCGUAUGUUUGACCGACGAGGGCCGAGUGCUGGCAUUUGGUUCUAACUACUGGGGUUGUCUUGGUAACGGUGAGGACGUUGAGACGGAUGAGAUUGAGCCCAAGCCCACUGCAGUGCCGUUCUUCACAGCUGACAGCGAUGCUACUCGCGUUCGACGUAUAGCUGCCGGCGCAACUUUUGUCUUUGCCGCAACAGCAUCUGGUGAUGUGUAUUCAUGGGGUAAUGGUGACAUGGGUCAGCUUGGCUUGAAAUCUGAAGAGUGCCACUCCACACCACAGAAGGUCAAACUUCCUCCCGGUGGUUCCAUACGCCGUAUUGUAUGCGGUAUUGAUAACGCAUUCAUUGUGAUGAAGUCGGGCCGCUUGCUGGCUUGCGGCAGCAACGAGAACAACAAGUCUUGCUUAGAUCAAUCGAUAGGACCUCGGCGAGCAUCCAUCAACAGCGGUGAACCUGCCAUAACCACCGUUCACAUGCAGCUAGGCUUUCAGCCCGUGAAGGCAUUAAGACGCUUUCGCAUCGUGAACGUGGCUGCUGGAAGCAAUCACUCUGCUGCUGUCGAUGCUUUUGGUCAUGUCUUCACAUUCGGUGACAAUGCCUACGGGCAGCUUGGGUCUGGCAACUUCCGAUCUCAGAAAGGUGCAAAGCGUGUAGGUGGUUCCUUGCUUGGGAAGGAGAUUAUCCACGUGGCGUGUGGUGAUGCAUUCACAAUGGUCGCUUCUUCAGAUCAGCAUGUGUACUCCUGGGGUCGUGGUGAUCACGGUCAGCUAUGCAGCAACGCAGCUGCGUCCUCCUCUUCGCCGGCCACUAACCAGCGCACAGGCAAUGCACUGCCUCGCCCCGUCUUUAGCGCUCUCCACACGGUGUCGGGACUGUCCUGUAAAGACUGGCAUGGCAUCAUGAUUGCAGAGAAGGUCCUGUCUACUCGCACCAUCAACAGUGUCAAUAGCCCCGUGAAGGAAUCAGUUGACGGGCUGUCCGCCGCCACGACUGCAGACGGAAGGUCGUUUCCAGAGCUGGGCCUUGCUGGCAAUGACACCGAUGAGAUUCCAUCAUGGGUGGCAGAGGCGUUGGACCAAUCCGUCAUACCGAUGCCAAGCAAGCAUGCUGUAUCCCUGCCCCAUCGCACAUCUUCACCAGCUGCGCUGCAUGCUAUCCGGGUUGGUGAGGCGCCGGCCACAAGUGGGAGUUUGGACGAGAUGUCUCCACCAUCGUCAGGCCAGCGCAGAGGCAGCAAGAGUCUUGUUCCAGGGGCAUCUGUACGAAAGCAUUCUCCGUUGCGCAGUUCAAUAUCCACACCAGUGUCCACGUCACAGCGUGCCGGCAGUCCUGGCCGUAAAGCAGUACUCUCCGUUGCACCGCCACCCAUCGUCUCUACCGUCACCACCGGGUCUAGCCACGUCCAGCAUCAGCAUCAGCAUCGCCGGUCGAGUUCAUCCAGUGCCAGUAGUCCAUGCAGCCCUGCUGCAGCUGGUGUUGGUGGUGGUGGUGGUGCGACAAGUUCCCGCCGUAAGACCUCCGUACCGCUGGUGCACCAGCUGCACUCGCCAUUGAGUCGCUCUCAUAGUGCUGGGAAGUCACUGGCCAUUGAUGAGGAUGCAGGCGAACAGAUGACCGAAGUGGAGAGAUUGCGACAGCAGGUGGCUGACUUGCAGCAUGAACGCGAUGCAUGGCGUAAGCAGGCAGAGGUGCUGCAAGGUGAUCGCAGACAGCUCCUGCGUGAGAUUGACGUAGCUGCCAACAAAACUUCAGAUCUUACGCGAAUGAAUCAGCGCCUGUGCAGUGCCCACAAGGAAAUAGAACAGUUGUUUCAUGCCUGGGUGUAUGAAAUCAACGCCGCCAUCCCUGGCGCUAUUGAUACUGGCUUUCAACGAAGCUUGUCAUCAUCUAGCGUAACGUCCAAGACUUCUGUAAUGGAGUCACGCUCCAUGGGUGCUCCAGCAUUCCGCGGCCUUCCAAAAUCACCUAAAGCCUCGAAAAGAGAUCGCGUCAAGCCAUCGGGCUCUCCCGAAGCAACUGGCGCCAGGCAAGAGGUAAGACCGAUCGAAAGGACACGUCCAAGCACCACGACAGCGACGAGGCAAUCUUCGUCUUCGUCUGUAAGAGGUCCACCUACAGCCAAAAAACCAGUACCUGCUUCUCCAUGGCACAAGACAUCGGACGAUGCGGAUCAGCGGAAACUGGAAUCCGGAAGGCCUCGCAGUGGAUCCCUACCGAAAUCGGCCAAGCAAAACGUGUAUACACCACCGCCAACAAGUUCCAAACAAUAAUGCAUUGCUAUGUUGCUGGCAUCAACUGGUGGUGCAGAAAGAAACCUGUUCUAUAGCAUAAUUAUAACGUUAAAGCAAAACAAACCGUUGAUUUGGACUAGAGUAGCUGUUUCGCCUCCAUAGUAACCAAGGUAACUAAAAUGUCCCGCGCAUGUAUCAGCAAUGCUUUGACUAUUAGUAACCUAGUUGCCUUCAAGCUUGAGCGGCCGCCGCCGCCAGUUCCUACCAAGACAUGCUACUGUAACGUUAGCGCAUAUGUUUUGACCAUACUCUAUUUGCUUGUCACUAAAUUCAAUUAAAUCUGAGUAUGGUUUGUACAGUACAGUAUAUAUGUACUUAUGAUUGUGUACAGUAUGCAUGGCUAGAAUAGUAGAAAGGUUUCAGUGUCUAUCUGGUGACAUCAUCGAAAGACUCCCGUGUCUAUCUGGUGACAUCAUCGAAAGAUUCCCCGUGUCUAUCUGGUGACAUCAUCGAAAGAUUCCCCCGUGUCUUUCUGGUGACAUCAUCGAAAGACUCCCGUGUCUAUCUGGUGACAUCAUCCAAAGCUGGAAGCCAUGAAUGCAUUAGGCAUCCCACUGCCACGGUCUGCUCUCAGCCUCACUUCGGUGUCUUCACUGCUUUAGCCGGUAUGCCCGUAAGGCCGUAACCCUCCGUGGCCAGGACAUGCAAGCCUAUGUUAUACCCAUGAUAUGCACUAUGAAUCUGAUUCUAUGAGCCCAUGCACACCCUACAGACUGCCUACUUGAUCAUUUCCAGACCACAUUAUUAUUUUUACCUCACAUUCAUAAAUUGCCUAAGCAACAACUAUCCACUAUCCACUAUGUAUCAUAAUCUAUCGUGCACAUGCAGAGAUCUUACUUUAGCAGGACAGUUACUAUGGUUGAAAUAAUUGCAGGUCUUUUUCAGGACUAUUACAAAGCAUGAGAAGAUCAUCGUUUUCGUAUUCAGAAAGAUCUUUUUAUUCUGCUCUUGCAGUGGAGAAAGUCUUGUA
Messenger RNA from Sycon ciliatum, 4827 nucleotides. Its product is annotated as serine/threonine-protein kinase Nek9-like. Bases 378 to 3836 code for a protein of 1152 amino acids. Gene Ontology annotation, molecular function: protein kinase activity; ATP binding. The record is from RefSeq and is a predicted model, not a curated record. Lineage: Eukaryota; Metazoa; Porifera; Calcarea; Leucosolenida; Sycettidae. Gene Ontology annotation, biological process: protein phosphorylation. The transcript has 29 exons.